GGCCCUCGCCGGUCCCCCCCCCAAGUUCAGUGUCGCCAUGACGGGGGAGUCGAACGGGGGUCUAUGUUAGCACUCCACCCGAAGCCAGUAGCGAGGUCACUCGAGGACUGCCGUGGCGUGGGAAGGGUCGUGACCUCUGAUUGACAGAAGUGUGUGAUCUUCCUGUGCUAUACCCUGCCCCCAAGCCCCACCCCAAGCAUCUGGCACUGGUGAGCCCCGCCCCCCCUCCCCUCACACGUUGAUGCCCCCCGGGCCACCCCCCACUGCUGCUGGUGCCGCGCCAUGGCAGGGGGAGUGGCAGCCCCCGGCAGGGAGAUGCGCCCUGCACCCCCAAAGGCCCCAGAUUUGUAAGAGAGGGUGAGGAGCCCCAUGGAGACUCCCCCGCUAAGCCCCGGCCCCGCCCCGACCCAGGAAACCUACCUGCUGUGGGGGGAGGGCCAGGAUGCCCUGCCCCGGCACCACAGCUGGCCCCGCAGCCUGCCCAGGGUGUGCCGGCCAUGGAGACUGUGGCACCGUGCGGCCCUGUGCCUGGCCGGCCCUCGGAAGGCCUCCUGGCGGCGCUGCCUGCUGGCGCUGGCCAUCCUGUUGCUGCUGCUGUUGCUCUACUCGCUGGGGGAGUCCUCACACCGCUCCAUCAUGAGCUUCGUCGUCUGUUCCAGCAUGGUGCGUGGCAGACCCCCAGAGGCCGCCUUCCGCUGCAACGGCCCCCCAACCAACGCCUCUGACCCCCGCCAGCCGCCCCCGCACCCCCACGCGCCGCCCCGCCCCACCCAAAGUCGGCUUCGCGAGGACCCCAAGGUGUUGCUGUUCACCGAGACGCAGUAUUCAAAGACCGGCCGAGCGAUUGUCAACAUAUUGGUGGCUAAUAGGAUAAAGUACAAGAUGGAGGUGCUCGGCAAAUCGUUACCUGGACUGACCAACCUCUCGCGGGGGAAGUAUGGCGUCGUCGUGUUUGAGAACUUUGAACGCUACCUCCAAAUUGACCCCUGGAACCGAGAACUGCUGGACAAGUACCUCAGGGAUUAUGGAGUGGGCCUGGUGGGGUUCAUGCCAGCCAGGGAAGAGACGCAGGUGGGGGCCAAGUUGAAAGGGUUCCCACUCUACGUACACUCGAACUUGGCGCUUGAGAACAUCACCCUCAACCCCGACAACCCCGUCCUGCGGCUCACCAGGGCGGGCGGCACCGUGGAGGAGCCGCUGCCGGGGACUGACUGGACGGUUUUCACCCCCACUGACGCCACCUACAUCCCCCUAGAGUGGGCCGCCCCCUCCCUCCCACACUUCUCCGAUGAGCGACUGGUGGUGUCCAUAUUGGACAAGGGUGACUAUGACGGGAUCUCCAGAGUCCUGUUCGGGGGUAACCUAGACUUCUGGCUGCACCGUCUACUGUUCCUGGAUUCCGUGUCCUACCUCAGCCUGGGCCGCAUCUCCCUCUCGCUGGAGCGCUAUAUCCUGGUGGACAUCGAUGACAUAUUUGUGGCCAAGAAGGGCAUACGCAUGACUCCCGAUGAUGUGGAGGCCUUGCUCGCCUCACAACAGAGACUAAGGGAGAUGGUACCUGACUGGCGGUUCAACCUUGGCUUCAGCGGCAAGUACUACCAGAAUGGCUACCCAGAGGAGAACGAUGGGGACAAGAUGCUCCUGGAGCACGUGGAUGAGUUUUGGUGGUUUGGUCACAUGUGGGGCCACACUCAGCCACACACACUGACGGAAGACAAGCUGGAGCACCAGAUGCAACUCAACAAGCAGUUUGCUCUCGCCCACAACAUUCCUACUGACUCAGGUUACAGCAUUGCCCCGCACCACUCCGGCGUGUACCCAGUGCACGAGCCGCUGUAUGACGCCUGGAAGAAGGUGUGGAACGUCCGAGUCACAUCCUCAGAGGAGUACCCACACCUCUACCCGGCCAGGCUCAGGCGCGGCUUUAUCCACAGAAACAUUAUGGUGCUGCCCAGACAGACUUGUGGGCUGUUUACACACACGGUUUUCAUCGACAAGUACCCCGGUGGUCGCAGCGCCUUGGACACAAGUAUACACGGCGGGGAGCUCUUCCUCACCGUUGUGUAUAACCCCAUCAGCAUCUUCAUGACUCACCUCAGCAACUAUGGCAACGACCGCCUGGCUCUCUACACCUUCGAGUCCGUCAUCAAGUUCGUCAAGUGCUGGACGAACCUCAGCCUGCGCACCGUUCCCCCGCUGCAGCUGGGCGAGAAAUACUUCCACAUCUUCCCCAACGAGAGGGAUCCAGUCUGGGGAUACCCAUGCGCAGACCGGAGACACAUGCAGAUCUGGGCCAAGGAGAAGUCGUGUGAACAGCUCCCAAAGUUCCUGGUGAUCGGCCCGCAGAAGACUGGCACCACGGCCCUCUACACCUUCCUUGCCAUGCAUCCAGCCAUUGUCGCCAACUACCCCUCGGCUGACACCUUUGAGGAGAUCCAAUUCUUCAAUGGAAAGAAUUACUAUAAGGGCAUUGACUGGUACAUGAGUUUCUUCCCAGUGCCAGCCAACUCAUCAAGCAAGUUCCUGUUUGAAAAGAGUGCCACUUACUUCGAGGGCGAGAUGGUGCCACAGCGAGUGAAGGCCCUGCUACCCCAUUCCAAGCUGGUCAUCACAGUCAUCCCCCCCAGUAAGCGCGCCUACUCCUGGUAUCACCACAUGCGGGCCCACAGCGACCCCACAGCCCUCCAGUUCUCCUUCCACCAGGUCAUCACGGCCACCGACGGGGACCCCAGACCUCUACGCAACCUCAGGAAUAAGUGUCUAGUGCCAGGGAUGUAUGCCAAGCACCUGGAGCGCUGGCUGGACCACUUUGCUGCCUCUCAGGUCAUCCUCAUCGACGGGGAGGAGCUCAGGAAUGACCCGGUGUAUGUUAUGAAUGACCUCCAGCGCUUCCUCGGCAUACAGCCCUUCUAUAACUAUACCGAACAUCUAAGGUAUGAUAAGCGUAAAGGGUUCUUCUGCCAGGUGACGGAAGGGGAUAAGACUAAGUGCCUGGGGCGAGGGAAGGGCCGAGUGUACCCCCCCAUGAACGAGUCUGACGCCAAGCUCCUCAAGGAGUACUACCAACCCUACAAUGUGGCACUCGAGAAGCUGCUCACCCGCCUGGAUUACCCCGUUCCCGGAUGGCUGGAAGAGGAGCUACAGUGACCCGCCUUCACCCAGAGGUCACCCGGCAAGGUCACCCAAAGUUUGGCGCACCUAAGUGUUCCGUCGCAGGUGUAAGGUCAGCCAGAGGUCAUGUCCCCCGUUAGGUCAAGUCACCCAGUAUAUACCCUCACCCAAAGAUGAGUUUUGUUCCUAUUUUUGGGUGUGUUUGUCAGUGUGAAUGCAUCUUUUUUUUCUCUUUUUAUUGGUGUAUUUAUUUAUUUAUUUGUUUAUAUAUUUUUUGUGGCAUAGGAAGGCACACACCGCAACCCCCAAGCGAGAGUAAAGGGAAGAUGAUGUCGAAAGGUCAGUUUUGGCGCGGAAGUUCUCUCUACGUUUGACCUCGAUUCAGGAAAAAGAAGAAAUUGACCCAAGAAAAUUUUACUCCAGAGAUAAAAAUGAAUUAUUGCCUGAAAAGAAGUGUGAGAACUGGUUUUCAUGUGUAGAAUUUUCAGGAAAGAGAAGAAAUGGACUCAAGAAAAUUUUAGUUGAGAGGCAAAAAUGAAUUAUCACCUGAAAAAAAAUUGUGUGAGGAUUGGUUUUCAUGUGUAGAAUUUUCAGGAAAGAGAAGAAAUGGACUCAAGAAAAUUUUAGUUGAGAGGCAAAAAUAAAAUAUCACCUGAAAAAAAAGUGUGAGGAUUGGUUUUCAUGUGUAGAAUUUUCAGGAAAGAGAAGAAAUCAACUCCAGAAAAUUUUAGUCUAGAGAUAAAAAUUAAAUAUCACCUGAAAAAAUAGUGUGAGAAUUGGUUUUCAUGUGGAGAAUUUUCAGGAAAGAGAAGAAAUUGACUGAAGGAAAUUUUAGUCUAGAGGUAAAAAUGUAAUAUCACCUGAAAAAAAAAAGUGUGAGGAUUGGUUUUCAUGUGGAGAAUUUUCAGGAAAGAGAAGAAAUGGACUCAAGAAAUUUUUUAGUCUAAGCGUAAAAAUUAAGUUUCCCCUGUGAGAAUUGGUUUUCACAUGAAUUUUCACUUUUAGAACCAUUUUGGCGUGAAUAUUCUCGACACUUUCCUCAGAUUUUACCAAAGAAAAACAGCUACUCCAGAAAAUUUUAGUCUAGAAAUAAAAAUUAAAUAUUGCCUUAAAAUCGGUGACAAUUGGUUUUCGCAUGUAGAAUUUUCGCUUUUAGAACAGUUUUGGCGUGAAUAUUCUCGACGCUUUCCUCGGAUUACCAAAGAAAAACAGCUACUCCAGAAAAUUUUAGCUGUGAGAUUAAUAUGAAACACCGCAAGAAUGAAAAAGAAAAGUGCGAAAUUCGGUUUUCAUUUUUAGAACACGACAAUUUUACCGUUUUAUUUAUUUUUACUUUGCUUUGAUUUUACACUUUCCAUUUUUCCAGCACACCAUAAUUUUGUGCUUCAGGUUCGUGUUUCCUGGUCACGGUCUUGGUUGGCAGCCCCCUUUGUUAUUGAUUGCAGAGUAGCCUUUAACUCAGCACUCGGUUUCCUAUCUCUUCUAUCUACAGAAAAAAAAAUACUCUUCCACAACUCUAUCUUUCUCUCACCUAUUUGUGUCACCUACUUAAAGCUGCAUACAAAUUGGCAAACAUACCCUAUAAUACCAUUUCUCAACCUUAUCCGACUUGAGCCUGCUUGUGGUUAGUUCAGGGCUGGUGGUAGACUAUUGCAAGCUGAAGCCUUUUCCUAUCAGCCACUCAACCUGAUUUCACCAACCACUUAUAACUGUUCUCAAAUCCGUGGUUAAGAAAUGCUGAUGUACCUAAAGAGAAGGGGACUUGUAAUGAUCUUGAGAAACAUACACAAACCUGAAGGAGUGGAUAGAGUGGAUCAGGAGUGUCUCGAGGAGUAGGAAUGAUGUGGAAUGUGUCAGCGUUUGCGUCGGAGAGUCUUGAUUGUUCGUUACCUCAGAAUAACAAAGGAUUCCAGGGACGGUGUUUGGACUCAAGGUGUUUAGAUUGUCACUACAGGUGCCAUGUGGUAGCUACUGUGUGUGUGUGUGUGUGUGUGUGUGUGUUUGUGUGUGUGUGUGUAAAGACGAAGGUAUGUAGAUUGCAGGUUUUGAAUCUCAUAAUCACACUCACACACACACACACACACACAUACAAACACAAAACAUAUUCUAUUUCUGGCUUAUCAUUUGUGUAGAUAUGCUUGAAAUGGAGAGAAUUACGUGUGUGAGCGUGAAAGUACAUACUAUAAAAAUAAAUAAAUAAACGAAAUACCUUGGGGGCAAUGCUGGGUACACACAAACUCGCACACUGUUUUUUAUACAUUAAGUUGGUACGAUAAUGUUGAUUUUAUAUAUAUUUUAAAAAGGGAAAACUAACAUACUGGGGUACCAUUAUAAUCAAAAUAGAGAUUAACCUAAAGAAUUAAGUCUUGAAAAUGUAGAAAGUUACGGGGUCAUUUUGAGACUAAAGAAAAAUAACUUAUAACUUUAAACAUUUAUUGGGGUGGUUAUUGUAGGUAAGAGAGAGAGAGAGAGAGAGAGAGAGAGAGAGAGAGAGAGAGAGAAACAGAGAGAGAGAGAAACAUUACCCUUCUGCCUUGCUUAAAAAUAGAUCAUAGAGUUAAUUGAAAGAAAUAGAAUAUGAAAGCCAUAGAUAGUGAAUUAGUUAGUAGCAUAAGGAAUAGUUCAAAGGGAAUCAAUUGUUGUACUAAAUUAUUAUAUUCUGAAACACUCAUUGGUGACUACUACAUCUAAAUUAAGUGCAAUUAUAUGAUAAGUACUAAAAGCUUUGUUAGGGUGGGAGGGAGAGGGGAAGGAAGGGGGUGAGAAGAGGGAGAUAAUAGGAAGGGAAGGAAAAUAAAUUAAAUUAGAAGAGAGAAGAGGAAAAUAGUAGAACGAAUGAGAAGAGGAGAAGAAAGGAAGAAGAUUAGAUGAGAAGAAGCAGAGAGAGGAAUUAAGGAUAUGUAAAAAUAGGGGAGAGAGGAAAAUGAAGAAAAUAAAAGACUGCAUGAGUAGGAGGGAGAGGGGAAGGAAUGAGUGAAUAAGAAGGGAAAAAGAUAAUGGAAAGGAAGGAAAAUAGAUGAGAUUAGAAGAGAAAAGAGGAAAAUGGAUAGAAUGAGAAAAGAAGAAGAGAGAGAAAUUAAGAACAUGUGAAAAUAGGAGAGAGAGAAAGGAAAAUGAAGAAGAUAAGACUGUAUGGGUGGGAGGGAGAAAGGGAAGAAGGGAUGAGUGGACGGGAAGGAAAAAAUAACAGGAAAGGAAGGAAAACAGAUUAGAUUAAAGGAGAGAAAAGGGAUGUGUGAAUAAAGUGGAUGGAAAGGAAAAGAUUAGAGGAAAGGAAGGAAAACAGAUUAGAUUAAAAGAGAAGAGAGAGAAUGAAAAUGAGGGAGAAUGAUAAUAAUAAUAAUAACACUGAAUAUGAGAGAUUGAAUGAGAAUGAGUGAGAGUGAAUAAAAUGGAUAAGAAGGGAAAGAUAAGAGGAAAAUAGAUGGAAUGAGAGGAAGAACAGAAAUUAAGGAUAUUUGAAGAGAGGAGAGAGAGAAAGGAAGAUGAAAAGAGAGAGAAUAGGGAGAAGGAAAAGGAAAAUAAAAGAAAUUGGAAGAGGAAAAGGAGAAAAGAAAACUGAAUGGGAGGGAAAGAAACAGUACAAGAGGAAAAGGAAACUGAAUGGGAGGGAAAGAAACAGGAUAAAAAGAGGGAAAGGAGGAAAAGGAAAAAAAAUAAACUGAGCGAUAGGAAAAAAAGGAGGGAAGGAGAGAAUAGAAAAAAAAGGAAGGGAAAGAAUAAAGAAAAUGGUUGAAUUGUAAUAGUUAAAUGUGCCUCUUACUACAAUUAGAUUAGAUAAGGAUAUGGAUUAUAGGGUGAUAGGUAUUAGAGAGAGAGAGAGAGAGAGAGCGAGAGCGAGGAAGGGAGAGAGAUUUUUUAUUUCAUUUUCUCAUUUGUUCUGUAUAUUUCAUUUUCUCAUUUGUUCUGUAUAUUUCAUUUUCUCAUUUGUUCUGUAUAUUUUCUCCUCAAAUUUGCGCCCAGAAAAGAAAUACUAACCAAAACAACCAGUGCAGAGUCUCAACCAAAAUUACGUCACAUCAGAAUUCCCAGAUAAGGGGAUUGAAACCUCCUAUCAAAGGGGAUUAGAGCUAACAUGUCAUUUCAGCAUACUUGUGACCUAAGAAUUACUACACACUCCCUCUCUUUCAAUCUGUGUAUCUAUCUAUUUCAUUUCUAGCUCUUUUCUUUUUGUUUAUCGUAAUCUCUCUAUAUUUAUCUAUCUCUACCUAUCUAUCUAUCUAUCUAUUCACCUAUGUUAUAUCUAUCUAUCUUUAAUUUGUUGCUCUUUCCUUUAUGUUUAUCCUAACUUUCUCUCUCUCUCUCUCUCUCUCUCUCUCUCUCUCAUGGGCGUAAUUGUUUUCCUUAUCAGUCAGUCAGUCGGGUGUUUUUUUUUUUAUCAGCUAAUUGGGCAAGUUACUUUAAUUUAAUCCUUUACCCUUGUUUGUAUUUCCUGGAGUCAGUUUAUUUUAUUUUUAUUUUUUUGGUUGUUUAUUUGUUUAUUUAUUUAUUUAUAGCAUGAUUGGAAAGGUUAAAGAAAUGUGUGUGCGUGUGUGUGUUUGUGUGUGUGUUUAGAUUUGAGGAUCUACGAGGAAGCAGAAAAAAUUGCUUGCACUGUUGAAUUGUGGGGUUUAACUCUCUUUUAUCUCUCUCUCUCUCUCUCUCUCUCUCUCUCUCCAUUUUCCUCUUCUCCUCCCUUCCUCUCUCUCUCUCCCUUCCUCCCUCCCUCCCUCUCAUGUCCUUAUAUUUCACCACAACAGUACAGGAAAUAUAGGAAGUGACACAAGAGUUGGUAAUUCUGUUGGGCAUUCACUCGUCUCAUGUUGGUGUUAAGAUGAUAGAGAAACAAAAGUGGGCGUUGUUUGUGCUUGAAAAGGAAGGAGGGUGACUGAUUCCUGUUAUGUCAUGUUUUGAGAUUAGAAAGGAAGGAAGGUUAAGGAAAAAAAACAAAAGGAAGAUAAUUGUGUUCGGUGACAAAUAAGAGAAAGCGUGUAUGUUUGUAUAUGAACAGGAAGGAAGGGAGAUCAGUCAAGCCAUGUUUUUGAGGUUAGAAGGGAAGUAAGUUAAAGGAAAGAAAACAAGGAAGAUAAUUGUGUUUGGUGACAAUAAGAGAAAGUGGGUAUGAUUGCGUAUGAGCAGGAAGGAAGGAAGACCGAUUGCUGUAAAGUUAAGCCAUGUUUUUGAGGUUAGAAGGGAAGGAAGUUGAGAGGAGAGGAAACAGAGGGACGAUAAGUGUGUUUAGGCGUCAAAUAAGAGGAAGUCGGUGUGUUUGUUUGGGGAUAGGAAAUGAGGGAGACAUGUAGUGCCGUAUUCUCAAGCAUUUCAUCUCCCAAGUUCACAAGAGUUUCGUAUAAGCUGUGGGCAUUUCCAGGGGUAGUUUUAUGACCCUGGUGGUAGUUUGACUCUUCCUCUGUACCAUGAACCUAAAGAAACACUCAUUAGAACCUGAUUAAUCCCCUCUCUGACCCUUAGAAAUAGGUGAUGUGAAAAGCGAAAGUGUCUUGUGAUACUGGCUGUAGCAUUGUAAAAUUUUGUUCUUUUAAUGAGACUAUCGAAAGCAAGGAAGAAAAUAGCGCCAUGGAAAGAGACAGAAUGGUAAUAGUGUUGAAGUGAUAUAAAGAGAAAGUGAGUAGACUUCAUGUAAGGAAAGGAAAUGAGUUAGGAUUGUGGAUCAUAACCUUCUAUCCUUUUUAAUGAGAUCGAGGGAAGAAAGGAAGGAAGUAUUAGGAAAGGAAACAAGAAAAUGAUGAUAUGUUUAGGUGACGUGAAAAGGGAAAGUGGACUAGUUUGUAUAAGAACAGGAAAUGAGAAAGGAAGGAAAGACAACCUACUAAAAACAUGAAAAAAAUAGAAAGUUAGGAAAUACAAGGAAAAGAAACAAGAGAAUGAUGAUAAUAAGGUUUCAGUGACGUGAGAAGGGAAAGUGGACUAGUUUGUAUAAGAACAGGAAUAGAGAAAAGAAAAAAAGAUAACCUAAAAAAAAAAAAAAUAGAAA
Molecule: messenger RNA, 9085 nt
Organism: Eriocheir sinensis (Chinese mitten crab)
Lineage: Eukaryota; Metazoa; Arthropoda; Malacostraca; Decapoda; Varunidae
Gene: sfl
Product: bifunctional heparan sulfate N-deacetylase/N-sulfotransferase 2-like
Exons: 17
Coding region: 370-3147 (925 amino acids)
Cellular component (GO): Golgi apparatus
Molecular function (GO): deacetylase activity; heparan sulfate N-sulfotransferase activity
Source: RefSeq, a predicted model, not a curated record